Molecule: messenger RNA, 7958 nt
Organism: Nerophis lumbriciformis (worm pipefish)
Lineage: Eukaryota; Metazoa; Chordata; Actinopteri; Syngnathiformes; Syngnathidae
Gene: sec16a
Product: SEC16 homolog A, endoplasmic reticulum export factor
Biological process (GO): Golgi organization
Cellular component (GO): endoplasmic reticulum exit site; ER to Golgi transport vesicle membrane
Source: RefSeq, a predicted model, not a curated record
GGACCUUUAAAACAGAAGUUAAGUCCCGCCCCUGUAAUGACGCAAGAGUUGUUUGCCGGGUGACGCGGCUUGUACACGUAGCCUGAAGAUGGUGGCCGAGUGUCAUACUCGCCAUCCUGCGCAUUUCUAUGACUGAUUUCAACUCUCAAGUGAGAUCUUCUGAGUGACUGGUUGCAACACUGCUGCCAUGCAGCCUCCUCCUCGGACUGGACUUCCGAGAGCUUCCGGCCCUCCUCCUCCUUCUGGGCCCAAUAUGUUCCGCAGGACCAGGCCUCAAAAGGCUACAGCAGGGAUAGCGUCUCACUCAAUGCCACCUUCUACCCAACCCAUGACGGAUCCCUUUGCUUUUGUCCGAGGUCCCCCUCCUUCUAUGGCUGCAGAUGGUUUCCCAGUACCCAACAGCAACUCUCUUUUAUCGCAAGCCCCACCUGAUACCACCUCUACCCUGGCGGGUUCAGGUGUGCCUCCGCUGCCGCACACACUGGAGAAUGUCCCAGCUGCUCCAUCUGCCCCCUUGCCGUCCUCUCUGCCCGGUGUGCCCAUGUUCAGCCCUCAUAGUGCAGCCAAUCCUGGAGCUUAUCCAGCACCAAGUCAUACUGCUUAUGCCCCUUCACAUUCUGAACAGAGUUACCUUAACUCGAGAGCGCAACCGACAUUCAUGGCCGCAGAACCGCCGUCUGUGCCGUCAGCUCCGGUACAAAGUCAGACUUUUAAUCAGGAUAUCCACGGGCAGUCUCUUCCUCAGUUUGUCUCCUUUCAGCCUUUGCCUCCUGCUACCACUUCUUCUCAUAGAUCUUCUGACCAUGGAAGUCGCCCUCCAUCUGUUCAGAAUUAUUUUCAGCCUACCAAUGACCCUCCACAACAGCCUUUUAUGUACCCGUCAAAUACUCCCACCCCUCCAACACAACUUGGUCAUCCCCAAAUACAGAAUCCUAUUCCUCAUCAGAACCUUGUAAACGCCACCAGCUCUCAAUGGGUUGUACCAAAUACAACCCAACAGAAUAACUCACAUUCCCAGAACCAGACCUACCAAAUGCCAAGUUCUGCCCCGCAUGAGGCAUGGUUCAACCAAGCGCCACGUGACCCGGCCUACCACCAAAUGGGGACUGCCCCGGUGCAUCUGCAACCGAACUCUGAUAGUAGAGCCCAUCAAGCGUCAAACACAGCUCCCCAGAAUGGCGGCUCUGCCUCAGCAACAGUCCCAUACUCUCAGAAUUCUGGCACACUCUCUAUGUUUUUUAAUGACAAUGAUGUCGAAAAUGAGGAAACUUUGGCUGGAGAGAGAAGUAAUGUCAUAAAUGGUAUUCCUGAAUCUUUGCGACCUGUGAGUAACCCACAAAUUGUUCCACCUGCCCACAAUGUUCCUGCAGAUGUUCCAUUUGAUAACCAAGGAUCAUGUUUUCAGGACAAUUCUCACAUACCAUACAUGAGUGACGGAAACGCCACGCCACAGGCAAAUCCCUCUGAUUCCCAUUAUGACCAUGUAGAGAAUUUUGAAUGUGUCCCAAAUCUGGAGGUAUUGCCCAGUGAAACUCAAGGUACUCUUGAAGUUAACACAUUUGAAACUGGGCCUAACCUGGAGACUCCUGAUUCUAUUCCCAGACCAAUGAGGUCUGCUAGUGCAUCAUCAAACUACAGUAAUAUUAGUCACGGAAGUGGGACUGUUAGCCGUCGACAUCAGGGUGUAGUUGGUACCUUUAUUCAGCAGGAAAGCCCACGACCCACUGAUGAUACAAACUCUCCUCCUGCCACUUCUGCUGCUUGUGGAGGUUACUUUGAACAGAUUGACUCUUUUCCAGCUGGAGAUGUGGCAACACAGCAGAAGUCUUCGGAGCAGAUGUGGUCCGCAACACCGAGCCCCCCAAAACCAACCGGCAACUUUCAGGCCAGUGCUAACAGCUCCUUUGAGCCUGUUCGCUCACAUGGGGUCGGGGUGCGGCCAAUUGAGGUUGAUAGAGCAAAAAUGGUUGCAGAAGCUGGCACUGAUGCUACGCCUGGCAACCUGGAGCAGCCACCAGAUAAUAUGGAAAAUAUUUAUGGGCCAGGACACCCUCUCCCUGUUGGUGUUCCUCACCUGGCAAACCCCACAGUUCAGUCACUCUCACGACCCUCUUCGCGUACUUUUGGUGCCAGUCGGCCCUGUGACAGCCCUGCCACUACUUUAUGGGCUCACGGUGACCCUACGAGCUUGGCCACUAACAUUCUUUUAGUGCCUGCUGCCCCGACUGUUCUUGCGCCUCUAAGGGAGCCUAGUGCUGAUGUCAUUCAGCCUCCAGAGGAUGGCCCACUGGAACUUCAUCCUCAGAGAAUCCAACCAACACCACAGCAACAUUUAGAGAACCUUGAAAACCCACCAAAGGUGAGUGAGUUAGAUGCAACAGACUCCCAAGGCAACCUGGGCUACGCGUCUCUCCUGCUUUCCGAUUCGCUACAGCAGCCUGUUCUGAUUGCGCCACCUGUGUCUAAUUACAAUGUAAUCAUCCCUACUGCCCCUGUGCAAGUGGCAAGUCAGGGUACCCCAACUGUGAGAACAAAAAGUGCUAGUACAUCCCACGCAACUGCGCUGCCCCAGAAUCAGAAUCCACUUUGCUCACCUGCCUCUACCUCAAACCCUGCCCCGCUCGAUCUGACCCUCGACGGAGAAGCGGCAACUUCAGGAGUGGCUUUGUCACAACCUCAUACAGUCCGCCCGCCUUUUUCUCAAGGCCAGUCAUUGAGUGGAGACCCCCACUUUGGGCACCAAGUUAAUUAUGCGACUUCUCUUGCCGCUGCUUCUGUCACCAAUCACAAUCAGCCCUCAAAUUAUGAACUGCUUGAUUUUUCUAUGCACCAAUCACAAAGCAAAAAUCAAGCACCUAGCCAUCCUCCGACUUUACACGAGUCUCCACAGUUUAGUAAUGGAUUUUACAUGCAGGUCACCAAAGAUGCACAGCGAGGGGUAAGAGUGGAAGAGAAUGUACAGGUACAGCCAGCUUCAUCAUCCACCACACAGGUGCCACUGGCCUCUUCAUCAAUCCCAGGGGCCCGACCGACCUCAGCUGCUAACACUUCGCAGCCACAACUGGAACCUCCAAGAAGGCCAGAUUCAAAUGAAACAACACAGAGACAAAGUGUCUCAGCUGUUCCAAUGGAGGGAGCACCGCCACUGUCUGGCCAGUAUCCAAAUCCAGUACUUGAUCCUGCUACUGCAGGUGCUCUUCCUGCUGCAGGUGCUCUUCCUGCUGCAGGUGCUCUUCCUGCUGCAGGUGCUCUUCCUGCUGCAGGUGCUCUUCCUGCUGCAGGUCCACGCCUUGAUGCAGGUCCACCUGGACCUCCUGGGCCACUUCCUCAUGGGUCUUCCCAGCCAGCUCCAGCUGAGCCACCUCGACCACCUUCUUCUGCUGGCAGUCAGCAGGGUUAUGGUCUCCCUCAUCCUGGGCCGGGGCAGAUGUACGGAGGCUAUUAUGGAAGCUAUGGAGAAUACCCAGAUGGCCUAGCACCGUAUGCUCCUGGACCAUACCCACCUGGGGAUCCUAGAGCUCAGCAGUAUUAUCAGGAUGGAUCCAAUAGAGGCAGAGGAGAUCCGUGGUUUGGCAGAUACGAGGGCCCGAACCCAGCAUACCGUGACCCAAACUAUCAGUACAAAGAGCCUCAGCAGGAGCGACCUAACUCCAGGGCUAGUCAGUACUCUGAUAGACCACCAUCCAGGCAAGGCUAUCCUGAUGACUACCACAGAGCGAACCAAAGUGCCUAUGAUGAAUAUUAUGCAAAUUACGCCAAGCACUAUGAAUAUGCAGGAUACAACUAUGGACAAUUUGAUCCCAGAUACAGAGCAUAUUAUGACCAGUCCUACUGGUCCACUUAUGAUGACAGCUACAGAGGCAGAGAAAACUACUACAAUCAACAAAUGUAUCCUACUAGGAAAGAUGGCUAUGAUGACCAGUGGCGGUACUACCCUGGUUAUGAUAGUAGUUUCGAUGAUGAUUACCGCCGGCGUGGAGAGGCAUACAAUGACGACUUUGACCGACGCAGUGUACACAGUGAGCAGUCGGCACACAGCGUGCACAGCUCUCAUAGCCACCACAGCAGGCGUAGCAGUUUCAGCUCAAGGUCGCAACCGAGUCAGGUGUACAGGAGCCAGCCAGACUUGGUGUCAGCAGGCUAUGAUGCCACAUCAUCCACUUUAGCAGUGGACUAUUCCUAUGGACAGUAUCCAAACCAGACGGAUGCCUCCCAGAACUAUGAGCAGUAUCUGUAUCCCUCUGGCUACAAAGCAGACAGCACCUGGGUUGCCGCUGAACAGCCACCGCCACGUCCAGUAACCCCAGAGAAGUUUACAAUGCCCCACCGUUGUGCCCGCUUUGGACCUGGUGGUCAUCUGGUUCAGGUUCUGCCUAAUCUUCCCUCAGCUGGACAACCUGCUCUUGUUGAUAUUCACAACCUUGAGACGAUGCUGCAGAACACCUCGGAUCAGGAAGAACUACGAGCCUUUCCUGGACCUCUUGUUAAGGAGGAAACUCACAAGGUUGACGUCAUAAAGUUCUCCCAGAAUAAAGCACUAACAUGUUCCUAUGACGACAACCUCUUAGACCGGGACUCUGCCCGCCUACUUUGGGACUUUAUUGUUUUGCUGUGUAGACAAAAUGGGACUGUAGUUGGCACCGAUAUUGCUGACCUGUUGUUGAAAGAGCAUCGCUCUGUGUGGCUACCUGGCAAGAGUCCUAAUGAAGCAAACUUAAUUGAUUUCAACAAUGAACCACUGGCAAGAGCGGAGGAGGAACCAGGAACUGGGCCGCUGUCCCUUCUGUCAGACACUUUCAUGACGGUCCCAGAAAACGUUGGCAAAGAAACUGAACGCUUUAGAGAGUUGCUAUUGUUUGGCCGCAAGAAGGAUGCACUUGAAGCCGCUAUGAAGGGAGGUCUCUGGGGACACGCCCUCCUUUUGGCCAGCAAGAUGGACAACAGGACACACGCACGUGUAAUGACAAGGUUUGCCAACAGUUUGCCUAUUAAUGACCCUCUCCAGACAGUGUAUCAGCUCAUGUCAGGGAGAAUGCCUGCAUCAGCUACUUGUUGCGGUGAGGCAAAGUGGGGCGAUUGGCGCCCUCACCUGGCCAUGGUUCUAUCGAACCUGACACACACGUUGGACCUUGAUACACGCACUAUCACAACUAUGGGAGACACUCUUGCUUCAAAGGGGCUCAUUGAUGCGGCACACUUCUGCUACUUGAUGGCUCAAGUUGGCCUUGGUGUAUACACGAAAAAGAGCACCAAGAUGGUUCUGAUAGGCUCCAACCACAGUUUGUCUUUCUUCGACUUUGCAACCAACGAAGCAAUCCAGAGGACAGAGGCCUAUGAGUACGCGCAAUCACUGGGCUCCCAGCCUCACUCACUGCCCAAUUUUCAGGUCUUCAAGUUGAUCUAUGCAUGCCGUUUGGCUGAAGCAGGUCUGAGUGCUCAGGCCUUCCACUACUGUGAAGUCAUCUCUCGGACUGUCCUUAUGCAGCCGUCCCAUUACUCCCCUGUUUUCAUUAGUCAAGUCAUCCAGAUGUCUGAAAAGCUCAGAUUCUUCGACCCACAACUGAAGGAGAGGCCAGAGCAGGAAUUGUUCAUUGAGCCAGAUUGGCUGAUCCAGCUCAGACAGCUGGAUGGGCAGAUCAGGACUGGGGCAAUUACUUAUAACCCCGACAGAACGACUCCAACACAGUUUUCCAGCAGCAGCCCCAGCUCAGAUCUCGAGCACCCCAGUCCAGCUGAACCUUACAACAUGUCAAUGGAUGUGGAUGGCCCCACCGCUGACAAUCCAUUGAUGAGCUCAUUCCUGCCUGGGUCUCCACCUCAGGGUGUACAGCUAAUGCCGCCAGCUCCUACCUCCAUUCUCCAAGAUGGAAUGGCCCCGUCUCAGCCCCCUUGCAACAUGCCUGAAUUCUACCCAGUUCCACCAAGUGGAGCACCCGGACAUAUUCCUAUGUCAGGCUACCCUCCUCAGGAUCCCACAUAUGCUCAUCCCCACUUCUAUCCUUCACCUGAGCAGUCAGAAAUGUAUCCAGGAGCUUAUCAGCAACCAUGCCACUCACCCUCUCAAGUGAGCCAGAUGUCACCAGUCAUGCCCCCACCCCAGGUGCCGCAUUCACCAGUGCAAAUGAGCCAUCAGCUGCCUGCGCACAUGCCACCGUCACCUGGGCAUGUUCCCUCCCUCGAGCCCCCGUCUCACAUCCACCAUGAGAUGCAUAUGACUCAAUCAAUAUCCAACUCCCCACGCAAAUUCUCCCUCACACCUCAGAUGGACUUCUAUGACCACAUGGCACAGCUGGGUCCCGGGAGGAGAUCAAGGACUACUUCGCAGUCUUCGGUGCACCGGGCUUCGGGGCGUCGUUCUCGUACUACAUCUGAGUCUUCGACUCACUCCGGAGGGCGUGAGAGAAGCAAUUCGGCUGUCAAGCAGGCCUCUCCUCCGCCUCCCUCUAUUCCUGAACAGCCCCGCAAAGAGGAGACCAAGAAAGCCAAAAAGGACUCCCCCAAAAAGGGUGGUGGCGGCGUGGGCUGGCUGACGUGGCUUUACAGGAAGGGCAAGAAUGAGGCUCACUUACCAGAUGAUAAAAAUAAAUCUAUUGUGUGGGACGGAACGAAGCAGAAAUGGGUAGACUUAAACGAGCCAGAGGAGGAGAGUAAGCUCCUUCCACCACCUCCUCCUGGGUUCCCCAAGAUGGCUCCCAUGCCUGCUGUUGCAGGGCCUGCAUCAUCCCCAAGCAGCGGUCCUCCAGUCAACAUGUUCUCCAGGAGAGCCGGCAUUAGGAGUCGAUAUGUAGAUGUGCUCAACCCCGGUGUAACUGCUAAACCAGCCGGAUUGGCUCCUGCUCCUCCUAUGGACCUUUUUGCUCCUCUUGCACCAAUGUCAAUGCCUGCAAACCUAUUUGUGCCUAGUUCAGCUCCCAAUGAUCAACAACCUCUAGAGGGCAGUGAAGGGUCGAAUCAGGAACAGACCUCAUCAAACAGCUCGGUUCCACAGAUGUUCAAUCCAACGCUGUUACCGCCUGUCCCACAAGGUCCUUCUGUGCAUGAUGGGUCGCAGUCUGGAGAGCUCUCACGUUCUAGCUCAAUGAGUUCUUUAUCACGCGAAGUGAGUCAGCAUUUAAACCAGAGUCGUCCAAGCCUGAGGAAUGCAUCUGUAGGGGGUGGCACCUUUUUGUAACCUAUGUGAACACAGUGAUAUCUGGAGGAGUUGAUGAAGUGAACAUCUCGACUGUAAGCACUUGUUGGACUAAGUGUUCCGCUACCUGGAAGUCAACGAAGCAUGAAGAUGAGCUGCUGUGUGUCUGAAGGAACCUUUCUCGGAGAACGACUAUUCACCAUCGUGUCAGUCAACAGUUUAGCCACUUGUUCCUCUUGAAUUCCAUAAUGGCUACAAAUUAUAUUUUUUAACAAAUCUAGUGUUUUUUUCUUGAGCAGAAGUCUCUGCUGCCUUCACAUAAACAUGCAGGCAUUACAUAGUGUACAAAUAAAAGCCCUCUCUGCUGUCCAGCUUCACUUUAAUCACAAGCAGCAUCCUGUAUCUUCUCAGUCUUGUGUCUUAAAAGUCCAAUAGUUUGACUGAUUUUGUGUGAGAUGGAUAGAGAGAAAGAAGCACCUUUUUAUAAGUUUCAUAUUGUGGUGUUGUAUGCCGUUCUUCAGGGUUCCACUGGAGACAGCAUGCUGUGUGCAAGAAUGACCAGUGUCUGUAGUGCUUUGUCUGCUGUGUUGUGUGCUUUCCCUCCUCCUGUCAAUGACUACAAGCAAACAGACUGGAGUUGGACUAAUUCAGCGAUGUGAAGAUGCCGCAUGUUUCCACAUAAUUUAUUUCAUGUCCUUUCAAUCAGUGAGUCAACUUUGAAGGGUGUUUGGUCCCAGUUUGGACCAAAUAUUUCCCGCCCAAUGAGUAGUGUCUUCAGACCAGCAGGAAUCAUGAACAGUGCAAAAAAUAAAAAAUAAAUCUAUCCAAA